AAACUCUACUCCAAAUUAUUCCAGCGCAGCCACGUAGCGCUCGAGACGUCUGCUCUGUAUGGAGAAACAAAUCGCUUUUUAAAUCAAAGCGCAAAUGAUCACAAGAGCGACACCUCUCCAGUUGUGAAGGAAAGCCUUUAGAAGGAAGGUAGAGGGUGUUUUUGUUUUUAUUUUUGUUUGUUGUUGAGGGAAGUAGCGAUGCAGCAGGAGGAUGCGGGGCCGCGCUCGGGCUCAGAGGACUCUCCUGCCCCCGACAACGCGGCCAAACAAGCCGUCUCCGUGCUCAUGUCUUUCGGAAAGUGUCUCGGCGCGCUGCUGCCGGUCUACCUGGCUGGAUAUUUCGGCUUCAGCCUCACUUUGGUCCUGCUCGGCCUCGCUGUAUAUAUGGGAUGGCAGCAGCACCGCGAUCGAAAGCUUCACCGCCUGCGCAGUGCUAUGUAUUUACAGGAAAAUGAGCAAGAUUUCACCACAACACGAGUGUUCAAGAGCAAACGAGAAUUGCCGGCAUGGGUAAAUUUCCCAGAUGUGGAGAAAGUUGAAUGGCUUAAUAAGAUCCUGAAGCAAGCCUGGCCUUUCGUGGGUCAAUAUUUAGAGAAGCUUCUGGUGGAGACGAUUGCACCCUCGAUCAGAUCCUCCAACGCUCAUCUUCAAACAUUCAGCUUCACCAAAGUGGAUCUGGGGGACAAGCCUGUGAGGGUGGUAGGAGUGAAGGCCCACACCGAGCAUGAUAAACGUCAGGUAUUGCUGGACCUAUAUAUCAGCUAUGCUGGCAAUGUGGAGAUCAACGUGGAGGUGAAGAAGUACUUCUGCAAAGCUGGAGUGAAAGGAAUUCAGCUGCAUGGAAAGCUCAGGGUGAUCCUGGAACCGUUGAUCGGCGAUGUUCCUCUUGUUGGGGCCAUCACGAUGUUCUUCAUCCGGAGACCUAUGCUGGAUAUCAACUGGACAGGACUCACUAACUUACUGGACAUUCCAGGUCUGAAUGCCAUGUCGGACACUAUGGUAAUGGACGCUAUCGCCUCUUUCCUGGUGCUUCCCAACCGCCUCACUGUCCCUUUGGUGGCUGAUUUGCACGUAGCGCAGCUCCGCUCCCCUCUGCCACGGGGCAUCGUGCGGAUCCACUUGCUGGAAGCCGAGAACCUGGUCGCCAAAGACAACUUCAUCAAGGGCGUGAUCGCUGGCAAGUCAGACCCAUAUGCCGUGCUGAGGGUGGGCACGCAGAUGUUCACGUCACGCCAUGUGGACAACAACCUCAACCCGCAAUGGAGGGAGAUGUACGAGGUUAUAGUUCAUGAGGUUCCUGGCCAAGAACUGGAAGUGGAGGUUUUUGAUAAAGACCCUGAUCAGGAUGAUUUCCUAGGGAGGAUCAAGUUGGACUUGGGUAUUGUUAAGAAAGCACGAGUUCUGGAUGAGUGGUUCGUUUUAAAGGAUGCACCAACUGGAAAGGUUCAUCUCAGGCUGGAGUGGCUUUCACUGCUGCCCUCUGCAGAGCGCCUUACUGAGGUCCUCCAGAAGAACAAAAACAUCACCACUUUCGGUAAGACUGCUGAUCCUCCCUCCUCCGCCAUCUUGACCGUGUACCUGGAUCGGGCCCAGGAUCUUCCUAUGAAGAAAGGCAAUAAGGAUCCUAGUCCUUUGGUGCAGCUUUCUGUUCAGGAUACCACAAAAGAAAGCAGGACGUCUUAUGGCACCAGCAGUCCAGUGUGGGAGGAAGCCUUUACUUUUUUCAUCCAUGACCCUCGUAAACAGGACCUCGACAUUCAGGUGAAAGAUGAUGACAGGUCUGUGUCUCUGGGUAAUCUGUCCAUCCCUCUGUCUCGCCUGCUUUCUGUUGCUGAACUCAACCUGGACCAGUGGUUCCAACUGGAGAACUCAGGCCCUGCGAGUCGCAUCUAUUUGAAAGUCAUACUGAGGAUACUUUGGGUUAACGAAGAGGCCAUUCCCACCUCACCUGUGUCCCCACUUCCCUCUGAUCCGUUCUUUGGAGGAGGAGAGGAGAGUAUCAUCUCAGACGUGACAUCAGGAGGAACCAAUAAGUUACCCACUCGUCCUCAGCACACAAGCCCUGAUGCCAAUUUUGCCUCAGAGGGUGUACUGAGGAUCCACCUGAAGGAAGCUCAGACUCUCAUAGCUAAAGAUAGCUUCAUGGGUGGCAUGGUGAAGGGCAAAAGUGAUCCUUAUGUAAAGAUCCGUGUGGGAGGGACGACCUUCAAGAGCCGCGUCAUAAAGGAGAAUCUCAACCCAGUCUGGAACGAACUUUACGAGGUGAUUCUCACGGCACUCCCAGGCCAAGAAGUGCAGUUCGAUUUGUACGACAAAGACGUGGAUCAGGACGACUUCCUCGGCAGGUUUAAGCUGAGUCUAAGAGACCUCAUUAGCUCGCAGUUUACUGAUCAGUGGUAUGACUUGAAUGAUGUGAAAUCAGGACGGGUUCAUCUGAUGCUAGAAUGGGUGCCAAGAGUUUCAGACCCAACCAGACUUGAACAGAUUUUGCACUACCAGUCUCAGCAGUCGUAUGUGAAUAAAUCAGUGCCGGCUGCAGCCAUCCUCUUCACUUAUAUAGAGCGAGCCCAUGGUCUGCCUUUAAAGAAGAAUGGACAUGAGCCAGUCGUGGGAGCGGAGCUGAUUCUCAAGAACGUUUCUUCCAAGAGUAAGCUUGCUGAGCGCUCUACAUCUCCACGCUGGGAUGAAGCAUUCUGCUUUCUGAUCCAUGACCCCAGAGAGGAAAUGCUUACUAUCAAACUGUCUCACAGCUGGGGCCAGCCCCUGGGUGCAGUGGUGCUGCCUUUAAAAAACAUUCUAAAAGAACAGGCCUUAGUUCUGGAUCAGUGGCUCCCUCUGGAUGGGGCCUUGCCUGAAAGUGAGAUAUUGUUAAGGGCAGAGCUCAAGCUGCUUCACUCUAAGUUGGUGGAAGGUGGUGAUGCUACUAGUGGCAGUGAAGAGGUGGAGCACAGAAUCCCCAGUGCUGAGAAAGAGGUUGCAGCCAAUCAGGAGCUUAGACACAGGGCAGCUCCAGCCCAUGGAGGCGGAGAUGCUGGAGCUAGUGGGCGUGGCCAGGUGAAACUCUCUAUAGCUUACUUGGCUGAUGAGAACAGACUGGCCAUCACUAUCCAUGGCUGCAGAAAGCUGCCACCAUGCUCCAAAGACGGCUCAGAUCCUUAUGUGUCCUUCAUCCUCCAUCCUGACAAGAACAGAAGCACCAAAAGAAAAACAAGCGUCAAAAAACGAGACCUCAAUCCUGAUUUCAAUGAGAGGUUUGAUUUCAACUUUUCCUUGGAGGAGGCCAUGCGGAGACGCCUGGACAUGUCUGUCAAAAACAGUGGUUCUUUCAUGAGCCGUGAGAAAGAGACCAUUGGCAGGCUGCAGUUAGAUCUGAAACAGAUUGACCUGAGGGCAGGAGUUACACAGUGGUACGAUUUAACAGACGAGACCAAUUAAUCUGGGCUUUGUAAUGCUUACAUGACAGUGCCAUUGCACCUGUACGUCUGCAUGCUGCUAAUGUCACUUUACCUGUAUAGCACAGUGCAGUGAAGGAGGAAGCGUUAAUAACGUGAUCUUAUGCCAUUUACGCUCUGUGCUUGCUGUUAAUUUCCAGCAAUACCAAAUGCGUUUUUGGACAGACUGUAAAUGUCAGUGCAUGCCAGCAGAAUAAUGUGCCAUUUUGACCCAAAGGGUAUGAAGUUUGAGAAUGAACGGUUAUGAACCAGAAAAAAAGCACUGAAACAGUGUUCCUCUAUGGUGAUCUUAAAUAGAGUUUCCUUAAUAAGGUUCAUCAUUUCAGCAUCCAAGACACAGGUCCACAUGCUUUUAAUUUUUUUAGCAUAUUACAUAGCAGGUGUCAUAAGAUUUUUUAAAAACUUCUUGUAUUUCCACUUCAGAGUUGUUAAAGCUGUAUUCCUUAAAAACGGGUAAAAAUCUUUAAACUAAUAUUAUAUCCCCUCAGAACAUUCAGAAUAAAUAGAACUAAACAUAUCUCCAGUUGUCACUGGGCUGCCCUUAAGGGUAUGUCUUUUUUUUUUACCGUAUGUAUCUUUUACAUGAGUAUACCUUAUAUUAUAGUAUAGCUUUAUAAACUUUAAAACUAUUUUAAGGAACAUUAAUGGUUAUUCAAGCUACACUAUAUGCAACUGUGUAGGUAAAAGAUUAAUACACAUUAAUGGUAUAAAAAGAGUGUACUCUCCAGUGACAAAGAAAGGUAGAGUUUUAGUACCAUUUGUUCUGAGUGUCACAUUGUUUAGCUGUAUGCUGGUUUAAUUGCCUUUGUGUUAGCAUAUUUUUUUUCUUUGCCUUAAACACAUCUGCUCACAGCAUGAAAAAUUUCUGUUCACUGUGCAUUAACUUCUGGAUGAAGGAGUUUCUUUGUAUGUGUGUAUAUCUGAAAGGUUGAAGAGACUGAGCUGUUUCGGUUUUAUCGAAAAGAAAGAAAAACAUAUCAGAAACAUAUCACUGUGCUUUUUCUAUCCAUUCCAGACAAAUUUGAGAUCAUCUUAUGAGGACUAAACUUGUGGAAGUGUCUAUAUGUGGAAGUUCUAUAUUUUUGUAGACGUGCCAAUUUAUCACUAAACGUUUUGAAGAAAGUUAUAUAAAGGUUACAGAGAAGAGUAAGAGGAUUUACAGUCUGUUGAUGCUGUCACUGAGAAAUCUGUAUUGCAGCUGUUCAAUUAAAGAUACUCUUUGCACUUUAAAUGU
This is a messenger RNA of Hemibagrus wyckioides, 4686 nucleotides long. RefSeq names its product extended synaptotagmin-like protein 1a (gene esyt1a). The coding region runs from base 199 to 3435 and encodes 1078 amino acids. Gene Ontology annotation, molecular function: lipid binding. Gene Ontology annotation, biological process: lipid transport. Lineage: Eukaryota; Metazoa; Chordata; Actinopteri; Siluriformes; Bagridae. The record is from RefSeq and is a predicted model, not a curated record. The transcript is spliced from 31 exons.